AUGACGAGCUCAGACAAAGAAAAAUGGGAGAAGGCAAUGCAGGACGAGAUGAAAUCCUUGCAUGAAAAUCAAACGUAUGAACUGACUGAGUUGCCCCAAGGAAAACGAGCUCUAAAGAACAAGUGGGUUUACAAAAUUAAGCAUAAGGAUUAUGGCCAGAAGCAAAGAUACAAAGUCCGGAUUAUGGUGAAAGGCUGCAAUAAGAAGAAAGUAGUUGAUUUUGAAGAAAUCUUCUAUCCUGUUGUAAAGAUGACUGCGGUCCGAACCGCGUUAGCCAUGACGGCUUCACUGGACCUCAAAGUGGAGCAAAUGAAUGUGAAGACGACAUUCCUUCAUAGCAACCUUGAUGAAGAGAUUUAUAUAAAGCAACCAGAAGGGUUCCGAGCUCCAGGAUGCAAAGACUUAGUACUUAUCACAGGAAAUACAAGUGUGAAGGUAGUGAUACUAAACAGACCUCGGAAGCUAAAUAGCCUUUCCCAUGAAAUGAUUUGUCAAAUCAAAAAGAAUUUAGAGUUAUAUGAGAAUGACUCAUCAGUCAAACUUGUGAUAUUGAAGGGUAAUGGAAAAGCUUUCUGUGCUGGUGGUGAUAUAGUAUCAGUAAUUACCUCUGCACUUGUAGGACACUGGACCUAUCCUGUUAGCUAUUACAAGAAACAUCUUACUUUGGACUAUUUGAUAGCAACCUACAAAAAGCCUAUAGUCUCUCUCAUCAAUGGAGUAGUCAUGGGAGGAGGAGCAGGACUUUCCAUGAACACAACAUUUAGGAUUGUGACUGAAAAAGCUGUAUUUGCUAUGCCAGAGGCAUCUAUAGGACUUUUUCCGGAUGUGGGGGCAAGUUACUUUCUUUCUAGGCUUCCUGGCUAUUUUGGGGAAUACUUGGGGCUUACCGGAGCACGUUUGGAAGGAGCAGAAAUUGCAGCAUCUGGUUUAGCAACUCAUUUUGUCCCAUCCAUGAAGCUAUGUUCUCUGCAAAAAGCCCUAGAAGCUGUUACUUCUUCAAAUGUAUCAACAAUUGCCACAAUUACAGAAACUUUCACAGUUAAAGCAAAUGUGAAGGAAAAUAGCUCUUUUAGAAGAUUGAAGACAAUAAACAAAUGUUUCUCAAAAGGGACGGUGGAGGAAAUUAUUCAAUCCUUGGAGAAUGAAUUAGAAAUUGGAGCAGAAAAGUGGAUCACGAAUGCAUUAAGCUCCUUGCGUUCAUCUUGCCCCACGAGCCUCAAGAUUUUUCUUAAAUCAAUCAGAAAAGGCCGGGUACAAAAUAUUGAACAAUGUCUUCAUCGGGAUUAUAAAAUUGCUUCCCACCUCCUCAGAAGGACUAAUAGCAACGAUCUCUAUGAGGGUUCAAGAGCAAAGCUGUUUGAUAAAGAUAAUAAACCAAAGUGGGAGCCUUCACAGCUGGAACUGGUUAAUGAAGAAAUGGUGGAUCAAUACUUCAGGAAUGUCAAUGACGAGGAAUGGGAGAGUCUACAAUUUCCUGAUAGAUCCCAUUCCCAAAAAGUAAGCAGGUUGUAG
This is a messenger RNA of Gastrolobium bilobum, 1512 nucleotides long. RefSeq names its product probable 3-hydroxyisobutyryl-CoA hydrolase 2. Gene Ontology annotation, biological process: L-valine catabolic process. The coding region runs from base 1 to 1512 and encodes 503 amino acids. The record is from RefSeq and is a predicted model, not a curated record. Gene Ontology annotation, molecular function: 3-hydroxyisobutyryl-CoA hydrolase activity. NCBI's taxonomy places the organism in Eukaryota, Viridiplantae, Streptophyta, Magnoliopsida, Fabales, Fabaceae. The transcript has 14 exons.